GCCUCCCAGAACGUCGUCUUCACCCAUCAAGCUCCAGAAUUCCCAUCCAGACCCAAGAAAAUGAAGAAUAUAUAGCUUUUGCGCUUUCUAUGAAGAUCACCAACAGCAUCUACAACCAAUCACUUGAAGACCACAACUCAGAUGAUUACGUGAAGCUCUCAGAUGACGUUAGAAACUUGUUCCAACAGAUCUUUGGCUGUUCGGGAUGCGCCACCUAUCAGAUUUACACAGGUGCUGCAGACAUAACCUUCAGCAAUGGAUCAGUGAUCACAGAUUCCACACUGGUGUUCAACACUAUGGUCGUGAUCAAUGGUGACAUUAUCAAGAAUAUAUUUUCUGAUGCAAUACUGACUGGUUCUGUAAAUACCAGUAUCAGUGUGGACCCUACAUAUACAAAUACUCCAGUUACGGUUCCUGUACCAGUGAUGACAACUACUCCACAGCCCACUACCACCUCCCGUCCUUCUACUACUACUACUGCUACUACUACACAGCCCACAAUCACCUGCUGUUUUACUACCAGUACUACUACUAUUACUACUACUCCUACACAGCCCACUACCACCUCCCGUCCUUCUACUACUACUACUCCACAGCCCGAUACCACCUUCCUUCCUUCUACUACUCCUACUCCCCCUACUACUACUACUACUCCUACACAGCCCACUACCACCUCCCGUCCUUCUACUACUACUACUACUACUCCACAGCCCGAUACCACCUUCCUUCCUUUUACUACUACUACUCCUACUACUCCUACUACUCCUAUAUAUACUUACUACUACUACUCCUUUACAGCCCACUACCACCUCCCGUCCUUCUACUACUACUACUACUACUCCUACAUAGCCCACUACCACCUCCCAUCCUUCUACUACUACUACUACUACUCCACAGCCCACUAG
Paramormyrops kingsleyae is the source of this 905-nucleotide messenger RNA. The record is from RefSeq and is a predicted model, not a curated record. NCBI's taxonomy places the organism in Eukaryota, Metazoa, Chordata, Actinopteri, Osteoglossiformes, Mormyridae.